Dreissena polymorpha is the source of this 3300-nucleotide messenger RNA. RefSeq lists its product as uncharacterized. Lineage: Eukaryota; Metazoa; Mollusca; Bivalvia; Myida; Dreissenidae. The record is from RefSeq and is a predicted model, not a curated record. The coding region runs from base 1262 to 2686 and encodes 474 amino acids. The transcript has 10 exons.
AUGAUGAUGAUGAUGAUGAUGAUGAUGAUGAUGAUGAUGAUGAUGAUGAUGAUGAUGAUGAUGAUGAUGAUGAUGAUGAUGAUGAUGGUGAUGAUAAUGAUUUGAAUACCACUAUGAUUAUUAAAAGACAAAACCUACAUAAUGUCCCUUGCUCAUGAGCCACAACAUCAUAACCAGCGCCUACUUGUAUCUGUUUUUUACAAAGUGACCAAUCAACAGUAAGUCAUAGCGAAUACACAAAUUUCAUUUAAAUAAAUUAUACAUCGAUAUUAAAAACAAAAGCGAACGCGUAUAUAACUGUAAUAAGGAAGUAAGGAAACUAUUACCUGUCAACUGUGUUCCCUAAUAUGUCCGAUACAUUCACUGCAACCAAUCAAAAUUAAUUUGUUAAAUAGCCCUGAGGCACAACGGACGUUGUUGAUGUUAAGUUCAACCUGAAAUUAGUCACAAAUCACGUGUUUUGAUUUUCCUAGUUAUUUUGUUUAAACGAAUAUUAAUUAAAAUAAUAACACCGGUACAGCGAUAGUGGAUUUAUUGUUGCUAACCAAAAAAACACGACAAAGUGACACUUUUUAUCUAAACGUGAUGGCAAAAUGGGGAUGGCUGCUGCGUUUGGAAGUUUUUGUGGUGAUGUUAUUGAUUCAAGUAACCAUUUCAGGUAAAAACUUGUAUAAUGGUAGAUUCUUACAACUCUUGAUAAAUGUUUUAUGGUAAAGCGACCAUACAUUUUUCGGUCUGUAGAGGUUCUAACAAGACGUAAAUGCAAUCGCAUUUCGCACUCAGGCGUUAGCUCAUUUUUCAGUGUUUCAAUUUUUUUUAUCCCAUGUGUUUCAUCUAUUUGUGUAUGUUUGGUCCAUGGAAAAAACCUGGCGUUGACAAAAACUUAUUGUUUCAUUAUUUCGUGCCUAUUAUUAAGCAUACCUCAUAGUUUGGAAUGUAAGGAAUAGUUCUUAAAAAAACUUGUAUUACUAACAGUUUUUAUUACUACAACCAUAUAGGGGCGAACUCUCCGAAACUCACCUACAAACUCAUCAACGGCAGUAAGUCGUGGACGCAUGCCGACGCCGACUGCAGGUCACGUGACGGGACGCUGGUCGUGCUCGACACGCAUGCGCGCGUGGUGGAGUUUCAGAAGCAGCGCCUCUUGAACCCCGGACGUGCCGUCUGGACCGCCGCCUAUCGGCAAAACUCGCCCUGGGUGUGGGUGGAAGGUUGUUUCUCGGCCGAAUUUCUGACUGGUCAGGACGGGUCAAGACUGGCUAUGAACCACGCGGUCGAGUGCUCCACAGUGUGCAAGGCAUCCACAUACGCCGUGCUGAAGGGCCACAUGUGUUUCUGCCUGAGAGAUAUACGGGAUCUUGUACCCCUUGACGCCCGGGAGUGCGACCUGCAGUGCCCGGGGGCACCCGGGGAGAUGUGCGGAGGGCCCCGGGGAGCCGUGUCCGUUUACAGCAUGGGCGGGGUCAACGGUUUUAAAGAGACCGACAGUGAGAAGACGUCAUUGCAAGAACAAACUGUACAUGAGAUGAGUCGCUCCGACUGGAAAAACUGCGUGUAUAUCCUGAAGCACGACACCCCGGUCUGGAUCACCACCGACUGUCGGAAGACCCUGCCCUUCCUCUGCAAGAUAUAUCGCGAACGGGGUACCAUCAUAGAGUACAAGAGUCCCCGCCGGAAGACCGGCUCCUGGUUGGAGGCGCGCGCAAUGUGCCGCGAGGAGGGCGGCACGCUGGCGGACAUCCAUAGCAACAACAUGGCGGCGGUCCAGGCACUGCCCAAUCACAGCGAGUACUGGGUGGGGCUCUACAGGAACACGUCCUGGACAUGGCACACAGAUGACGUCAUAGAAACGCCGCUGUGGUGCACCACGGUGGUAGAGGACAAGGUUGGGGAGCUGCAGUUCCAGACUGAGACAUGCAGUAUGCCGCAUGACUUCGUCUGUCAAAUACCUAUUCCAGUAGCAAAAGCUGAUGCGUCCCACCUCGUGGUGUACGUCGUCUGCGGUUCCGUGGUGUGGGUGUUGGCAGUGGUUACCGGCAUCGUCGUGUUCUGUAUGCUGAGACGCAGGGGUUGGUGUCGAAAGAACGACACUACUGGCCUAAGUCAAAGCAGUUACCUGGACAUGGAUGACCAAACUCCGAGGCUCCGACCAGCUACUUCAAGACCGCCACGCCCCCUUUCGCAUUCUUACGUCAACAGUGACGUCUCAAAUGCACCAAGUUCUUCGCGUACGUCACAGUUUUCCAAUGACAGCCCACCACUGAAGUCAAAAUCAGCGCAUGCGCAAGACAAACCUAAGCCUGCGAUCGGUAACGAGUACGCAAGCGUGUGCAUGUCGAAGAUCCAAUCAGAAGGCAAGGAAUUCGAUCGCUUGGAAACUGGCGCAUGCGCAUCGGGAUAUAAAAACGCAGAAGGUGAAUACGAUAUUGUUUGGGAUUCUGAAAAGUUCUCAAAACACCUCAAAAUGUUUGGUUGCAAUUCCGAUUCGAGCAGAAAUUCCACGACGUCAGAAAAUGUUUAUACUGAUAUAGAAAAAGUAAGCUCGUCUGAAUAUGAGGAAAAUACCGAUAGUGAAUAUAUUUCCAUGCCGUGUCAACUGUUUCCGCCGAGUGAAUUGUUUGGUGAACAUCAGAUUGAAGGCGACGGGAAACAGUCGCUUUGUCGUAAAAAAUCGCAGAGUUUAUAAAUGGAGCACUUUUCGGUGCUCAAAUGGUUUCUGCCAUAAUUUCCCUGUAAGGGUUUAGGCGCCAACAUCGUCAACCGACCGGUUUAUUGGUACAAAGUGUCAUCGAUUUCAUUUCAAAAUAAUGAUAUAUAUCUUGGAAUAUAGUUCAUAAAUAAGUAUGACAAAGAAAUUUGAUGCUUUGUAUUUUAUAGAAUUAGUGUAAAUGUUAAGUACGGUAAAUUAUGUGUAAAUAUCAGUCUACUUAUAUUCAUAUAUUCUUUAUUUUAUUAUCCGAUUGUUUCCAAUCAUUAAUAGAACGAGUUGUUUUGACAGGAUUCUGAAGUAACCGUGAUCCCCACGCAUCAUGUGCUGUGUGAAAAGGGUGUGACGUUAUGUCAAUAAAAAGACAAUACACUCCAAACUUUAUACAUAUAUGUAGAUAUUGUUUUGCCGCUUAUUUUGUAUACUUGGCAUUAUUGGUAUUGUUCUUACGAAUAAUUAUGUGAAAUUGCAUGUAUAGAAUGUGUUAAGAUUUGUGUUUGCAUUUGUAAUUAUUGUAAUAUAGAACUGAAUAAAUUAUUUUAAUACAUUGUCUGUAAUAUGCUUAUGAAGUGUCGAAUAAACAUUGGUGUUAA